AUGUUUCGACCAAUACAUAAACCGACCCCAGGAUGCCACCUUUGGCGCCUAUAAAAGCCUGUCAUCCUUAAACCCCUCCAAAAGGCAGUGUUUUACAGUCCUGAAAAGAUGUUCUCCCCUUUACAGGUGGUUUUGGCGACUCUGUCCAUGUCUUUGCUGCUUUGCAGCGUCAGUUCGGCACCAAGAGGAGACAUGCUGCUCCAGCUGCUACGAUCAGAAAUGGAUCCCAAAGAGAAUGAGCUUCAGGAUUUCUCGCGUUUGCUUCUUCUGAAGCAGCUUUCUGAGUCAGUGGCACCUGAGGAGAAAGAUGCUCUUGAAAGCAUUGAUGAUCUUGAGGCUCGUAAUGAAGUGGUUCGCCAGAUUCCUCUCUCCCAACGAGAACGCAAAGCAGGCUGCCGGAAUUUCUACUGGAAGACCUUCACUUCUUGUUAAUCAACCUGCUUGGUUUAAAAUUUCAACACCAUUUCAAACAUUGUUAUACUUGUGUAGGCAUCAAUAU
Cyprinus carpio (common carp) is the source of this 499-nucleotide messenger RNA. RefSeq names its product somatostatin 5 (gene sst5). Lineage: Eukaryota; Metazoa; Chordata; Actinopteri; Cypriniformes; Cyprinidae. Gene Ontology annotation, molecular function: hormone activity. Gene Ontology annotation, cellular component: extracellular region. The record is from RefSeq and is a predicted model, not a curated record. Gene Ontology annotation, biological process: regulation of cell migration.